Messenger RNA from Protobothrops mucrosquamatus (brown spotted pit viper), 3159 nucleotides. Its product is annotated as coiled-coil domain-containing protein 162. The record is from RefSeq and is a predicted model, not a curated record. The coding region runs from base 123 to 2834 and encodes 903 amino acids. NCBI's taxonomy places the organism in Eukaryota, Metazoa, Chordata, Lepidosauria, Squamata, Viperidae. The transcript is spliced from 22 exons.
AAGUUAACAGUGAUCCCAGGUCAUUCCAGCCACGACCUCGUUCCUUGCUGUCCAGUGAUGGGCAAUCCUUCUUGAACCUGUGGUUCAUCCCUCAUCCUUCAGAAACUCUAGCUGCAUUCAAAAUGUUGCCAGAGAAGGUUGGCUGUAGUGCCCUGCGGCACUCAUUGCAAAUCGUGGCGCCUUUUCACGACAUUAUUGCAUACAUUUUCAGUUUUGCUCAGCUAGGAAGUGCACCAGGCUGCUUCGAUUACAGGUGUCCUUCUGAACAUCUCACAGCAGACUGGGGAGGGACUGAGCAGAUCGGAAUUGAACUACUUGAAAUACAGAAAAAAAUAGACAGCCUUCCAAAUUCCUCAGAUCCAAAGAAAGUGUCCCAAAUGUUGACCGUGCUCAAAGAAGUGAAGUUUCUUCAGUUUGAAGCAGCAGUGAGAUACUCAAUGAGGGAAGCAUUUUUAUCAUCUGGAAAUGUUUCUGCAUAUCAGAGUAUUACGGACAACAUUUACCACGCAUUGCCUCCCAUGAGUAAUGUGGUUUUUGGAAGUGCAUUUGCUUCUCAACUCCAAAUUCCACAGCUAUUAGAUCCACAUGGGCAGAGAGCAUUGAUGUUUUUUCCAUGGAGGACGUUCCUAGCAAAAGGAGGUCUAUUUCCUGACACCAUAAGCAACCUAAAUCCCAUACAUGCUAGUAUGCAGUUAUGUCUAUGUAGUCUGAGCACUGAGGAUCAAAAAGUAGCUCAUGGAGAGCUGAUUGGGAUACAGUUUGUAAUGGAAGAUGUUCUCUGGGAUUCCGAAAUUCUGACUGACCACCAAGAAGUGCAAAAACCUGUAAAACAGGUUUCAACAUCAACGGCUGAAGCAAAAGGAAAAGCUUUAAUAGCACCACCUGAUACAAUGACCUCAUAUGCUUUGCAGAGAUCAUAUCUGAUACGAUGGAAGCAACUGGAAAUGUUAAAGGCAGAAUGGGGAAGACUUAAAUUGAAAGUUGAGGAUAUCAACACAGUUCCUCUGUAUAAGCAAUUUUCUGAAUUGUAUGAAGCUGAAAUCUUACGUGCUGCAAUGAGAUCCAUAGCCAGACAUUGGGGUAUAGAGGAUGAGUUUGAAGAAUAUGGCACCAUCCAAUCAUGUUCACUCUUCCCUAGAGAAGUUUCAAAAAUUGAUAUAAUAACACAUCAGUUUCAAAAACUUUUGGAAAGUUUAGAAAUGCAUAUGAUCCAUGAUGUACAAAAGAAAAUUAACAAAGAAAUAACGCUCGUUUUAUCUGAAAAAGCAAGAGAAGAGAGACACCUCCCCACAGAACUCUGGAAGCAUCACAGCAUACAAGAAAUGUUCUCUGUCACAAGGCCUGAAAUAGUUGUAUCAUUUAUACAGAGGCUAAUGGAAGAUCAUCAAGAAAUCAAUGCAGAGAUUAUCUUUCAAAAGGACCAUUUUAAAAAAUGCCUCACCUUUCUAGCUUGUGAUGUCAUGGCCAGAGAACGUAGCAACUACGAAACUUACUCCAUGUUUUACGAAAAUCUGCUCCGUCAGCAACAUCAGCUAUUGUAUCAAAAAGAACAGGAAAUGCACGUCAUAGAAGGCAACACCGAAACUGUUGAUGUGGAUCUGAGUCAAAUAGCUAGGCUGAGUCAUGAGAUGAUUCUGGAAAUAACUGCUCUGCGAGCCAAACUUACUGAUCUACAAAGAGAUGAUCACACAACCAAAGAGAAGAUAAGAAAAGAAGUUCAAGAGGAUUAUGAAGCAUUGGUACAAAAUAUAUUUUGGGUGUGUCUGCAAAUAAAAGGAAAGGUAGAUGAAUAUCGUCUAAGCAUGAACAAACAAAUGUUAGAGAUCAUCAGCGAGGUGAGAAAAGAAGGUGUGGAGAAAAUUAUUAAUCUGAAGAAAAAGUAUGGAUCUACAAAAGAUAACAGUGCGCUUGAAGAACAUUUGGCUCAGCAGGGGAAGUUGCAGGAACUACGGGAUGAAAACAGUGAAUUGGAGAAGUUGUUAUGCAAACUGAAGGCCUUAAAGUUCUGGAAAGAAACAAUGCAAAAAGCACAAUUUUUGACAACAUUGCAAGGAGUAGAGAAGGAGGCUGUUCAGAAUAAAAAUGAGUGCCUGCAAUCCCAGAUGAAGGCGGAAGAAGAGGCAGUUUUAUUUAAUCAUCAGUUGAGAGCUGUAAAGAAAGUCUUGGCAGAAUCUCAGACCGAAAAUAAAAAGCUGAAGCAACAACUGGAAAAACAGGAAUACUUACUUCAGGAAGCAGAACGUAAGAUUAAUCAAGAAUUUUGUAAAAGGCAGCAAUUAGAUUUGAUUAAGACAGCAAACUCGGAAAAAAUGUUGGAAAACCUUGAAGAGAGAGAAGUGAAGUUGUUGAACCCGACAGAAGAAUCGGAAAAAUCCUCUAAAACAAGACAUCUUCAGGAAGCAAAGAUGAAGAAAGAAAUUCAACAAAUAAGAAGCCAGCUGACCCAGGAACGCAAUUUAAAACUGAAUGCUUUCCAAAGGAUACAGGAGCUGCAGUGUCAACUUUAUGACUCAGAAGCUGCAAUUUCCCAGAAGCGGUCCCCUGCAGUUACAAGAAGGUCUGCUAAUCUUUCACACAUUACCAAAAGUAAACAUUACUAUUUUUCAGGCUCUUCUUCAUGCAGUCAGAAUGCAGAACUGCCAACAUUCAUAUUAACCAAGGAUUCCAUCCAGCAUCUUUUGACAGCCAAAACCAAGUUAGAGAAGAUUCCAAGACCAAAAACAGUACCUUCAGGAUGGGGAAAUAGAGCAGUAGAUGGUCUAUUGCCAGAUCUUACCCAAACCUCUCAUUCUACUCUUCCUGUGCAACAAGAGCAAAACCCAUCUCAAAAAUAAACUGGUACUAUUUACAUUUGUCAUUAACUAAAACUGACCAUAUUUUCUUCAAAGCUUUGAGUAAUAAUAUCAGAAUAAAAGAUUUUGGCUUCGUCAUGCCAUACUCAGCUUUCAUUGUUGUUCUUUUGAAAGUUACCUAUUGUCAUUGUAUACAAUGCACAAGCAUUGUAUAAAGCUGUAGAUUGAUAUUUCUUAAACAAAUGAUCUCUUGGGUCCCCUAAAUAAUCAAUGCUUUAUAAAAACAUGGAGCAUUGUUACAUGCUGUCAAUGUAAUGUUUUAUUACGUUGUUAUGCUGUAAAUAACUUACUUGGACAAAAAAAGCAU